This is a messenger RNA of Lycium barbarum (goji berry), 1077 nucleotides long. RefSeq lists its product as uncharacterized. The transcript is spliced from 3 exons. Gene Ontology annotation, molecular function: zinc ion binding. NCBI's taxonomy places the organism in Eukaryota, Viridiplantae, Streptophyta, Magnoliopsida, Solanales, Solanaceae. The record is from RefSeq and is a predicted model, not a curated record. The coding region runs from base 1 to 1077 and encodes 358 amino acids.
AUGCUAAUAGCAAGCACACUAGAUCCAGGAGGUAGUAUACUGCCACUAGCAUAUGCAAUAGUUGAUUCGGAGAAUGAUGCAUCUUGGACAUGGUUCUGUGAGAGAUUUAGGAUAGCUUUUGGUGAAAGGGAGAAUAUGUGCAUUGUAUCAGAUAGACAUGAUAGUAUAUGGAAAGCUUCUGCAUUAGUAUAUCCCGGGCUAACUCAUUAUGCAUGUAUUUGGCAUUUGUGGAAUAAUUUACUUAAGAAAUGCAGGGGAAAUAAAGAACAGGUCAGGAGACUAUACUUUGCAUUAGCUAAAGCAUACACUCUUCAAGAAUUUAGUGAACUCAUGGGAAGGCUGGACACAAUAGAUAAGAAGUUGGGUGUAUACUUAUUUGAUAGUGGGUAUCAUAAAUGGUCUCGGGUAUAUGCAACAGUGAAGAGGACAUGGACGUUGACUUCAAACAUUGCUGAAUCUAUAAACAACAGCAUUGCCAAAGCUAGAGAAUUUCCAGUCUGUAAGUUAAUGGAUUACAUGAGACAAUUGAUUGAAACUUGGAAUGAAAAACACAGUGAAGAAGGGAGAAAUACAUUCACUGAUCUUACUAAUGAGUACAAUGAAGCUUAUGAGGAUAACAAGGAAUUAUCACACCGCAUGACUGUAAGGGCUUCCACUGAAUUCCUACAUACAGUAACAGAUGGUAUGAAGAGAUUUAGUGUGUGUCUUCGAAGUAAGAUUUGUAGUUGUGGAAGGUUUCAACUUGAUGAGAUACCAUGUGGACAUGCUUUGGCUGCUAUAAUGUACAGGCACCAACAUGGAGAGGACUACUGCUCUGCCUACUACAACAAUAAAAAUUUCAAAGAUACAUAUGCCAUACCAGUGGAACCUCUUCCAUGCGAGAGUACAUGGGAGAUACCAUUUGAUGUGUUGGAACAAAUUGUUUUACCACCAGAUUCUAAAAGACCUCCAGGGAGGCCAUCGUUUAAGAGAAUGAAACCAUUUUAUGAGGUGAAAUUUAAGAGGGCAAAGAUGACAUGUAGCAAGUGUGGCAUAGAGGGGCACAACAAGAAGACAUGUAGCAAUUUGCCCAAAUGA